GCCCCACACCUCUUUGAAGCAAUAAAAAGCCCCCAGAGAGCUGAGGACCCCAGUUAGAGCGAAGAAGGCAGAUCCACCACAGCACUACCAAUCAGGUGACCCAGAAGUCUGAGCACAAUGGCUACAACACUCGGCUUGCUGCUGGCUGCUUUCAUCAUCAGCACAGUUACAGAUGUGUCCUAUGGUCUUGACUCCUGUGAGCCUGGAUGGGUGAGCUACUCCAACAAAUGUUACCAAUACUUCCCAAUGAGGAAGGCCUGGAUUGACGCUGAGCUUUACUGUAUCAGCCUUGGAGGAAACCUGGCGUCUGUCCACAGCAGCAUUGCCAACCAGUUCAUCACCAGUCUGAUUAGGAGCAGGGACUCCUCUGGCCCCUCCUCGUGGCUCGGAGGCUCCAACUGUGUGCGGACCUCAUCGUGGCUCUGGACAGAUGGGUCCCAGUGGGAUUUUACAAACUGGAAUCCGUUUGAACCCAACAACGUCGGUGGCAAUGAGAAGUGCUUCAACACCAACUUUAUGGUUCAAGGCGGCUGGAAUGACAUCGACUGUAGUAAUCAGUAUCCAUUUGUCUGCAUGAAAAACAAACCACUAAAACCGUGGAGUGGAGAGGAGAGGAGCCACGAGAGACACUAAAGAUGUCUGAUCUUCAUUACACUUUGGCUGUUUCUAAAUAAAAACACAUCUAGCAUUCA
Molecule: messenger RNA, 692 nt
Organism: Erpetoichthys calabaricus (reedfish)
Lineage: Eukaryota; Metazoa; Chordata; Cladistia; Polypteriformes; Polypteridae
Product: lectin-like
Exons: 6
Coding region: 118-633 (171 amino acids)
Molecular function (GO): signaling receptor activity
Source: RefSeq, a predicted model, not a curated record